Taeniopygia guttata (zebra finch) is the source of this 2072-nucleotide messenger RNA. RefSeq names its product transmembrane protein 52B (gene TMEM52B). Lineage: Eukaryota; Metazoa; Chordata; Aves; Passeriformes; Estrildidae. The record is from RefSeq and is a predicted model, not a curated record.
AUGAUCUGCUUUGUUGUAGGGAGUUUCUUAUGGUUCCCCCACGUGAGAGGUGAGGAAGGCUGCCUUAACACUGAACUCUGUACAGGUACAGAAUGGGACCAUCUGUGGUAUAUCUGGCUGGUGCUGGUGAUUGGAGGGCUCCUGCUCCUGUGUGGCCUGGUCUCUGUCUGCCUGAGGUGCUGCUUCCAGUGCCAUCAGACAGGGGACGAGGCGGGCCCCCCGCCCUACGAGGUCACCGUCAUUGCGUUUGACCAUGACAGCACCCUCCAGAGCACCAUCACUUCUCUCCACUCGGUGUUUGGCCCUGCUGCCAGGAGGAUAUUAGCUGUGGCACACUCCCACAAUGCUGCCCAGGGAACACCUCCCCUCUCUGCAUCAGACACCCCUCCAGUGUACGAGGAAGCUCUGCACAUGAGCAGGUUCACCGUGGCCAAGGCGGGGCAGAAGGUGCCAGAGCUGGAUCCAGUGCCGGAGGAAAAGCUGCAGGUGCCUGCUGAGGGCACGGACACCCAGCCAGCCCUCCCAGGACACUGAUGGAUGUCUGGUUUUACCCGAGAGCAAAAAAUACAGCAUAGUUGCAUGCAGAGACUAAUUCAGGUGGGCAGAGUUUUAAGAAUUUCAGAUUAACUUCCUUAGUCAAUUGAGAAAGGGGAGUGGGGGGGUGUGGGGGGGAAGCAACUAAAAUUCCAAAUAUUUUCAGAUCUAGUGUAGUCUAAUGGUUCUUUUUGACAGCUCCUUCAGAUAAUUUGCAUGUUCCAAGCCCAUUCAUUACAUGCACACAAGACUAGAAUCACACUUUGCAUAAAUACACAGGCAGCAGGAUCAAGGUGCUGAGCCAUUUUGUAGGCUAGUGAUUGGCAGGGUGGCUGCAGAUGCAGUCUCAUUCCUCUUGCCUUUAGUCUAAGUUUCCUCAGGAUGGCAGAGAGGUCUUCAAAACAGAAAAAAAAAAAGAUAUUUGCAUACAUCUAUUAUGGCCCAAUAUUAACACCAAACUUCCGAAAAAUGCCAAUCAUUUAUAGUGAAUUAAAAAAAAUAAAUAUGGGAACAAUCUGCAUGUAAAUGAGAGACAGCAUACAUACAGACAGUAUGUACACAGUGUGCCCUUAAUGCCCUGCAGGAUACAUAGAAUAAACAGAGUCUGGUUCUGAAUGGGAUAUAUAGCAAUUCUGAAAUGGUAGUCACAAGCUCUUCUAUUUCAAUUAAAAAGUAUUAUAUAUGUACCAACAGAUCAAACAAGGGGAGCAGAAAGAAUACUACCUCUGAAAUAAAGCUCAAUCAUAUUUUCAAUGCAUUCAUAUAGAAUCACUUAUUAAUUCCCAAUGUUGCUGGCAAAACCAAAUCAGUUGAAGUAAGGCCAUUUAAAACAUGCAAGCCAUUUCUCAGAUUGAAUUUUUGAGACUCUCCUGGUCAAUACAAAUAUGCUGAACCAUCCAGAAAUAUUAAUGAAACUGGAUGAACAUAGGUAUGGCCCAUCUGUAAAACCUUGGACUAGGCUGUCAGGAUAAGGUGAGUGUGGAACUACAUCAGUGUUGUCUCUACCUGGAUGCAGCACCUGAAAACAUUAAAGCAGCACAACAUUAAAUAUCACAUGAUGAUUCAUUCAGCCAUGAAUAAAUUGCAUGUAUAUGUUCAUGCUGAUAUGAAGGCACAGGUUACAUCUUUCUGAAAUUGCUGAAGUACCCAAAUUCCCACUUUAGUUAAUAUGCUGGUCUCCUUUCCUGUGAAAUACAGAAAAUACAGUUAUUUUGUAGAUAAGAAGAACAAGGACAAGGUCCAACAUAGACUAGGAUCCGAACAUGUUUAGGAAUCUAACUGCUGUUGAGAUUACAACCAUAUAAAAUUUUAGAGAAGGUUGAUAAAAUAGCUUCAGGGAUAGAAUAAAACUAAAUUGAACAACCAAAACAUCUUUGAUGAUGCCCCAGACCUUGACCAGUCAAAGGAAUUUAAUGAGGGUCUUGAUUUUGAGGUCACAAACUUCUUCCUAAAUUGUCUAGUCAUUAUUAACUGUAUCAUUAGCAAGUGAUAAACUGGAAUGGAAUAAAUAAAGAAGUUACAUAUACGUUUAUAUCCCU